Neoarius graeffei (lesser salmon catfish) is the source of this 3502-nucleotide messenger RNA. RefSeq names its product major facilitator superfamily domain containing 14A 1 (gene slc71a1-1). The record is from RefSeq and is a predicted model, not a curated record. NCBI's taxonomy places the organism in Eukaryota, Metazoa, Chordata, Actinopteri, Siluriformes, Ariidae. Gene Ontology annotation, molecular function: transmembrane transporter activity. Bases 186 to 1643 code for a protein of 485 amino acids. Gene Ontology annotation, cellular component: membrane. The transcript is spliced from 12 exons. Gene Ontology annotation, biological process: transmembrane transport.
CUUACCGCUCGGGUUUCCCCGCCGCCAAGAUGGCGCCCGUGUGUACAACUGAAUGGGCGACGCGAAGUGUAGAACUGUAGAAAAUUGGAAAUGUUCUCCGUACUUUUACAAUAUCCUUCUUUUUAAAAUGGAUUCCCAGUUGAGCGUCGCUAAAAAAUUUUGAAAUCAACUAGGAUGGUAAUAUCAUGACACAGAGCAAAAAGAAGAAACGGGUGAAUCGCAGUCUGCUGCUGGCCAAGAAAAUCAUCAUCAAGGAUGGUGGGACGCCACAGGGUUUUGGGUCCCCCAGUGUUUACCAUGCUGUCAUUGUCAUAUUUUUGGAGUUCUUCGCUUGGGGAUUGUUGACUGCACCCACGCUCGUGGUUCUUCAUGAAACAUUUCCAAAGCACACGUUUUUGAUGAAUGGCCUCAUACAGGGAGUUAAGGGUUUGCUGUCGUUUCUGAGCGCUCCUCUGAUCGGUGCUCUGUCUGAUGUCUGGGGCAGGAAGUCAUUUCUUCUCCUCACCGUUUUCUUCACCUGUGCUCCUAUCCCUCUAAUGAAGAUUAGCCCAUGGUGGUAUUUUGCAGUUAUUUCUGUGUCCGGAGUGUUUGCUGUGACAUUCUCUGUGGUUUUUGCGUAUGUGGCCGACAUUACGCAGGAGCAUGAACGCAGCAUGGCAUAUGGCCUGGUUUCAGCCACGUUUGCAGCGAGCCUGGUGACCAGCCCAGCCAUUGGUGCCUACCUCAGCCGAGCGUAUGGAGACAGUCUGGUCGUGGUUUUAGCAUCAGCGAUCGCCAUGCUGGACAUCUGCUUCAUCCUGGUGGCCGUUCCUGAAUCGCUACCAGAGAAAAUGAGACCAGCGUCAUGGGGAGCGCCGAUCUCCUGGGAACAGGCUGAUCCCUUUGCCUCCCUGAAGAAGGUGGGUCAGGACUCGACGGUGCUGCUCAUCUGUAUUACAGUAUUCCUGUCGUACCUUCCUGAGGCUGGCCAGUACUCCAGCUUCUUUCUCUACCUGCGACAGAUAAUGGGCUUUUCAUCGGAAAGUGUUGCUGCUUUCAUAGCUGUGCUAGGAUUACUUUCAAUUGUUGCACAGACUGUAGUGUUAAGUUUACUGAUGCGUUCCAUCGGGAACAAGAACACGAUCCUGCUGGGUUUGGGCUUCCAGAUCCUCCAGCUGGCGUGGUACGGGUUUGGUUCAGAGCCGUGGAUGAUGUGGGCUGCGGGUGCCGUAGCUGCCAUGUCCAGCAUCACCUUCCCCGCAGUUAGUGCUCUCGUGUCCCGCACUGCAGACCCAGACCAGCAAGGUGUGGGUCAGGGAAUGAUAACAGGGAUCCGUGGUCUGUGUAACGGACUCGGCCCAGCUCUCUAUGGCUUCAUCUUCUACAUCUUUCACGUGGAGCUGGAUGAGGUUCCUGAGAGAGGUGAAGAUUUUGAGCAUCACACCCAGCUCCACCAGCAGAGCGCGAUAAUUCCUGGUCCUCCGUUUCUUUUUGGAGCAUGCUCAGUGCUCCUGGCGCUGCUCGUGGCUUUGUUCAUCCCUGAACACACACAGCUGGGUAGCCGAGUGGGCAGCUGGAAGAAACAUGCCUCGGCUCACGGGCACCAGCACAACGCUCAGCCUCCAGAGGCCAAGGAGCCACUGCUGCAAGACACCAACGUGUGAAAGAAAACUCUGAACCAGAGAUGUGACAAAUGCCAAUCUAUAUCAGACCAAGAGCUUUUUUUUUAAAAAAAAAAACAAACAAACAAAAAAAAAACCUAUGUACAUAGAGGAACAUGUAUUUAAUGACGGUUCUGUCCAGUGGUACCGUUGCAGUGGCUUGUAUUUAUUCAUUUUAUAGUUCUUUAUCUUUUUGCUGAUUUUUUUUUUUUUUUUUUUUUUGUGCGUGUGUGUUUGCAUUCCCAUUUUAGACAGGGCUCACUCAGGGACACGAAGCUCGGUCAGGAGCGUUUCUGAACGCAGCAUGCUAACCCAUAGUCGCCUCAUGUUAAUGGAAUAGUUCAGUGAAAAGUCACAUGUGCUGAGUGUUUGUGUGCUUUCACACUUAUUAGUCUGUUUCUUGAGUUGGGAUCAGAGUGCAAUUUAUUAUUUUGGUUGAUUUUGCUAUUUGGUUUGGUUUGCACAUAAUUAAAAUGAACCAAAUAGCAAAAAAAAAACGCUGUCUGAAAUGUAAGGAGGGCUGAAAACAUCCUCAUAAAACUUUCACGUCGUUCAAUAGCAUUAUAGAAAAAUUUAACAAACUUUUGUGCUAUUUAAUCUUAUUUUGGUUAAAUCUUUUUUUUUUUUAAACCAUUUUUCUGCUGUAGAUUUUUGGUGACAAUUAGUUAACUGAUUUUAUAUAACACCCCCCCCCCCCCCCCCCCAAUUCAUCCAUUAUCUGUACUGCUUAUCCAGUAUAGAUAAUGGGAGCCAAUCGAAGCACUGUGCCAUGGCGCACACGUGUCCAAUGUUGGCGAAAUCAGAUAAACAUUGAAGGACUAGUUUUCAAGGGUACCACAUAAUUUCAAAACCUUAUUAACGUGAGUUGGGAAAGGUGGUGGAGCUUCCAGAGGGUCACUUAAUAUCUGAUAGUUGUGUAGGUGUUUUGAACUUUCCAUAAUUCCAGAUUCAUAAGUCGUUUUGCACAUCUGUCCUGUUUAUUGGGUGGGCAAAAAGAAGGCCGGUGCGUUGUGGGGUUUUUUUUUGUUGUUUUUUUGCUGCAUAAUUUUGAGUGCCAACUUUUCCUCAUAAAAGGUGCAGCUGGAUGCGGAUCUAGCUGUGGUUUGAGGUGAAUAUCGACAUAAGGUUUUGGGUGACGUUAAAUUCCAUUAAAUGCUGGCGACAAUUAUCCUUUUAAACUCAAGCAACAAACAUGUCUUGUCUAUGUAAGUGUGUGUGUUAGAUUGUUGAUCCUUCCUUUAAUGUGAGGUGUAAACAGAUCAGCUAUUUUGAUGCCUCUAUAAUUCCUUACAGCUUUUCCAGCUCAGCUUCAGCAUGAAAGAUAAAUUUUCACGUCUUCAGUUUCAUUUUACAGCUCCUUUAUCUACACAGAUGGCUGUAUAUUAUUCAUACCACUUCAGAGUUUUUGGUGCCUUUGCUCACUAUCCCCCCCCCCCCGCACAUUUUGUGUUUCUCCUCCUGUAAUACACUUGAUUGAAUUUACCUUAAUGAUAAUAGUUCAGUGUAUCGGAGCAGGAAACGCUAACAUGCAGAGCUUUAGGAAUGUUGUGGAAGGGACCAGUCUGAAUGUAGGAAGUGCAGAAGCUCAGUGAGGAGAGGAAUUUCAGUGGCCUUGUAUACUUUUCAGGGUUUUUUUUGUUUUGUUUUAGACAAAAACAUUUUGACCAAAUCAAGUAGAAGUUUUUACUGAAUGAUGGCAGGCAUGAAUCAGUCGUGUUCUGGUUAUUUCAGCUUUUCUAUGUUCUCUCAUCAUGUUUUGCUGCCUUUAUUAAUUUUAACAUACAGUCAAACUGUAAUCAGCUAAGUGUGUAAAUGACAUGCCGUAUCUUAACAUUUCAAUAAAAGUAUUUUUGACAUUGAAA